UUAGUACUUCUGAUUUAGACUUUAGAUAGAGAUAGAGAGAGAGAGAGAGAGAGAGAGGAGUCGAAGACGAAGACGAAGAAGAGAAACGGACUGCAAAAGAAAAAAAAAAAAGCCAAAGGUUGUUUUUAAUGGCAACCUUUGCUUCUCUUCUCUCCUCUUCGCUUCCUCUUCCUCAUCCUCCUCUUCUCCAGUCUCGGCAUAAUUUCCAUAACCCCCUUCAUUCCUCCUCUCUUUCUUUCCCUUCUUCUCGUCUUUCUUUCACUAUCACCUCAAAAAACCCUAGAAAAACCAUCCCAACUCUAAUUCUUGCCUGUUCUGAUUCCUCUUCCUUUUGUGAUGACUUUUUCUCUAAUCCAAAUUCUGGGUCUUCUGACAAGAAAUCAGUUCUCUCGGAUUUGAUACAAGAGAUAGAACCCUUGGAUGUGAGCCUCAUUCAGAAAGAUGUUCCACCUACUACCUUGGAUGCUAUGAAGAGGACCAUCUCUGGCAUGUUGGGUCUACUUCCAUCUGAUCGCUUUAAAGUUUUCAUUGAGGCUUUCUGGGAACCUCUCUUUAAGUUAUUGGUCUCUUCAAUUAUGACAGGUUACACAUUGCGGAAUGCUGACUAUAGGCUUUGUCUUGAAAGAAACCUUGGUGUGCAUGAAGGAGAUAUUGACAAUCAAGUAUCAGAAAAUCCUAAACUUGAUUUGCAAGGGACAGAAGUAGACAAUGCAAAAACCAAUCAAUGUAAUGGAAAAAAUGUCAAAUUUGAACGAAUUACUGAAGACCCAUCUGAUAAUAUUGGUAUUGAGGGCCUCGGUGAUAUGUCCCUUGAAGCUCAACAAUUUAUUCUUCAUUUACAGUCUCGUUUGUCUUCUGUGAAAAAGGAACUCUGUGAAGUAAAGAGGAAGAGUGAUGCUCUUCAGAUGCAACAGUUUGUCGGUGAAGAAAAGAAUGAUUUGCUGGACUACUUACGAUCUUUACAACCGGAAAAGGUAGCUGAGUUAUCAGAACCUACAUCUCCAGAAUUGAAAGAAGUAAUCCACUCUGUAGUCCAUGGUCUCCUUGCAACUCUUUCUCCUAAAAUGCAUUCCAAGGCUCCACCUCAACCAGAGAACACAUCUAGCGGAACAAGAAAUAUUGGAAAUGAAGAUUGUGCUGAACUUGUUGAAAAUACUUCACUUCAGUUUCAGCCCCUCAUUUCCCUGACGAGGGACUAUCUGGCACGCCUACUCUUCUGGUGCAUGCUGUUGGGACACUAUCUUCGUGGUCUCGAGUACCGGAUGGAGCUGAUGGAACUUCUGUCGUUAACAAGCAAUGUGGAAAUUGAUGGCUGUGGAGAUGAACAAGUUGCUUGAAGUUAAAGGUGCUCUACUUGAAAUGUUUCCAUCUGUACAUAAAAGUGUUUCUUGGUGUGUACAGAAUUUGUUUGCCAACAAGAAGAGACUUGAAGAGAGAUGCCCGAUUAUGCUUUUGCGGAUGGAUAGGAUAUUUGUGUGUAAAAGAAUGCUUCCCUUGUUUAUUAUAAGAAUACUUAAAUGUGUCUUUUGCUGUGUAAUUAUUCUUAAUGAAAUUAAAAGAAACUUGUGCC
Molecule: messenger RNA, 1570 nt
Organism: Ricinus communis (castor bean)
Lineage: Eukaryota; Viridiplantae; Streptophyta; Magnoliopsida; Malpighiales; Euphorbiaceae
Exons: 6
Coding region: 129-1337 (402 amino acids)
Source: RefSeq, a predicted model, not a curated record